This is a messenger RNA of Prunus avium (sweet cherry), 2104 nucleotides long. RefSeq names its product RNA-binding KH domain-containing protein (gene FLK). Gene Ontology annotation, molecular function: RNA binding. The record is from RefSeq and is a predicted model, not a curated record. Lineage: Eukaryota; Viridiplantae; Streptophyta; Magnoliopsida; Rosales; Rosaceae.
UACAGACAACAACCCUUGGGCCUUUACUUACUUACCUUCCGCCAACGCUCUCUCUCUCAAUUUCUCAAAUCAAGAUAAUUCACUCUCUCCCUCUCUUUCUUUUUUUCGUCUGAAUCAUUCUCUCCCUGUAAACCCCUUCGAAACCCUAAUCCUGCUCUCCUCUUCCCCCUUCGACAAUUCGACCCUUCAGUUCCAGAUUAUUUGGUUUCGUGCUGCUACUAUCAUUUCUCCUCGUUACCCAUAAAACUAUUUAUGGCUGAAGUUGAUAAACUCUUUGGUGAACAUGAUGGAGAGGAAGUACCUGAGAAUGUGACUGAACUUGAGGCUGAGACUGAGGACGCACAGCCACAGGAACCAGAACAGGCACUGGCACUGGCAGAGGAGGAGGCAGACGCUGAAGCAUUGGCUCAGGAACAAGAACGUGCUGUUUCACUGGCACAGUUACAAGAACAUGCACUGGCACAGUUACAGGCACAGGAACAAGAACAAGAACAUGUGCUAGCCCAAUUUCAGGCGCAGGAACAAGAGCAGGCACUGGCCCAGUUACAGGCGCAGGAACAAGAGCAGGCACUGGCCCAGUUACAGGCGGAGGAACAAGAACAGGCACUGGCCCAGUUUCAGGCACAGGAAGAAGUAGAAGUGCAAGAGGAGGAGUUGCAAGUGCCUGAACACAACCAAGAGCAUCAUGAGGAUGCUGUGGUUGGUGGAGGCGAGAAAAAGUGGCCUGGAUGGCCUGGUGAGAGCGUGUUUCGGAUGCUGGUUCCUGCCCAGAAGGUUGGCAGUAUAAUUGGACGCAAAGGGGAGUUCAUUAAGAAAAUAGUUGAGGAGACGAGAGCUCGGAUCAAAAUUCUUGACGGUCCUCCAGGAACAACUGAAAGAGCUGUAAUGGUUUCUGCUAAGGAGGAGCCUGAUUCUUCUUUUCCUCCUGCAAUGGAUGGCCUUUUGAGGGUUCACAAGCGGAUUAUUGAUGGUUUGGAUGGUGAUUCUUCUCAUGCUCCACCGGGCAUGGGUGGCAAAGUCUCCACAAGGCUGCUGGUGGCAGCUUCACAGGCAGGAAGUUUGAUUGGAAAACAGGGAGGAACUGUUAAAUCUAUUCAAGAAUCAUCUAACUGCAUAGUUAGAGUUCUUGGAGCAGAAGACCUGCCGAUUUUUGCUCUUCAAGAUGACAGAGUUGUUGAAGUAGUGGGUGAUGCAGUUGGUGUGCACAAAGCAAUUGAACUGAUUGCAUCUCAUCUUAGGAAGUUUUUAGUUGACCGCAGUAUAAUUCCAAUAUUUGAAAUGCAUAUGCAAAUGGCAAAUCCUCAGAUGGAACAUGCGCCCCCUCAUCAACAAUGGGGUCCACCCCAAGGUCUUCCCCACAAUGCUGGUGGGGGUCCUGGAUUUGGGCCUCCUAAUCCCCAGUACAUGCCACCUCCUCGGCAGCAUGACAAUUACUAUCCACAAGCUGACAUGCCCCCACCUAUUGAGAAACAGCCUCAUCAUGGUAUAUCAGCCUAUGGAAGAGAAGCUCCAAUGGGUGUCCACCAGUCAUCAAAUGCUCAAUCAGCACCUUCAAUGGUCACGCAGAUCACACAGCAAAUGCAAAUUCCGCUGUCAUAUGCUGAUGCUGUUAUUGGCACAGCUGGUGCAAGUAUAAGCUAUAUUCGACGAGCUAGUGGGGCAACUGUUACAAUACAAGAAACUAGGGGUGUUCCUGGAGAGAUGACUGUUGAAAUCAGUGGAAGUGCUUCCCAAGUCCAAGCAGCUCAACAACUGAUACAGAAUUUCAUGGCUGAUGCUGGAGCACCGCAGCCGACACAAACUGCUGGCUCUGUGGAUCAAGGUUAUAAUUCCUAUGCAGCUCAUGGUUCAGUAUAUUCAUCUCCCCCAUCCAAUCAAGGACAUGCAGGACAUACUGGUGGCUAUGGCUCAGUCUAUGGCUCACAUUAUGGGUACUAGAUAGGAACCUCAAUUUGGUUUUGUCAAAGAGAGACUAAAAUCGUUUAUUGUUGUGACUCGGUCAAUCAGAGAGUAGUUUCUUUAGGGCAGUUGUAUCGAUACUGUGCUUUAACUUUUCAAACUUCGUUUUUGAACUAGUAAAAUGUCAGAUUUAUCGUGUUCAUUA